This is a messenger RNA of Trichoderma asperellum CBS 433.97, 2223 nucleotides long. RefSeq lists its product as uncharacterized. NCBI's taxonomy places the organism in Eukaryota, Fungi, Ascomycota, Sordariomycetes, Hypocreales, Hypocreaceae. Gene Ontology annotation, biological process: regulation of DNA-templated transcription. The record is from RefSeq and is a predicted model, not a curated record. Gene Ontology annotation, molecular function: sequence-specific DNA binding; DNA-binding transcription factor activity.
AUGUCUGCAUCAAAUUCCAGGAAGCGAGCAGCCCCCGGUGCGGCUCCAGUCGUACCAAUCCAGCGGAAUGUGCCGCAAUCACAUACAGCCGACCACAACACUGGAGCGAACCCUAUGAUGCAAUGGAAUGCCGCUGGCGGUGCGUCCGAACCGACCGAUUACUUUAGUGCUGCCGCAGUACACCGCGAGGAUCCAUAUGGGCUUGCGCAAGCACAGCAGACUUAUCCCCCGGCGGUGAAUGCGCCAUCCAACUCACUUGCACGGCGACAAAUGAACCGCGCUCUAGUUCCCACGAAUCUUAGAGCUUCCUAUGACCCUUCUUCGGACCAGUGGGCCGCCUUUGGCGAUGACAGCCUCCUCGUCCCGCAGAACGCGACGGAGGGUAGAGUUGAGCAGGAUAACGUGGAAGUUUUGGAAGAAAUGGCCCAGAAGGCGAAGCGAGAAGCCCAGGCCAAAAGGAAGCAAAUUCCGCCGUUUGUUCAAAAACUGAGCAGCUUCCUCGAGGAACGAAAGAAUGAAGAUUUGAUUCGCUGGUCGGAAAAGGGCGAUUCUUUCAUUGUGCUUGACGAAGAUGAGUUUGCCAAGACGCUCAUCCCCGAGUUGUUUAAGCACAACAAUUAUGCGUCUUUCGUACGGCAGCUCAACAUGUAUGGCUUCCACAAGUGCGUAGGACUGUCAGAUAACUCUAUGAGAGCGAGUGAGCGCAAAAACAAGAGUCCAAGCGAGUACUCGAAUCCAUACUUCCGACGAGGGCACCCGAAUCUUCUAUGGCUCAUUAAUAAGCCGAAGAGCGGUGGCAAAUCCAAAAAGGGGAACAAGGGCCAGGAUGGCGACGGAGACAGUGAAGAAGACGUUAUCCACGAAGAUAUAUUGGCUCACCAGGGUAUUCCGUCGGCCAACAAUACGGGUCGAUCUCUACCCGCUGCUGGGACUGAAGCUAAUCAGCCCCUUCCGAAGAAGGAAAUGACAUUGAUCAAGGAGGAGCUACAGAAAGUGCGAGAGCAGCAAAAGCUGAUUCUCGGAGCCAUCAACCGUUUACAGCGAAAUAACAACGACUUAUACAACCAGGCGAUUAUGUUUCAGACCCAGCAUGACCGACAUCAGAACUCGAUUAAUGCUAUUCUUAAUUUCCUAGCCAACGUCUUCAGAAAAACACUGGAGGAUCAGGGUAACUCCCAGAAUGUCGGUGAUAUCAUCUCAAGCAUGCUUGCCAAUCAAGGCCAACAGCCAACCCACCAGGGCAGUGUUGUCGAUUUGGGCGAUUUCUUUCAGGCUCACCAACCCAGCACUGCCAGCUCAAUAAGCGUUCCUACACCUAGAAAGUCCCAGAAACUACUUCCAGGAAUUCCCGACGUCAGCCAUCCAGCAGCUCAGCCGAGCCGGUCGCCGUCGACCAGCAGCACACCGUAUCAUCCUCUAGGGGUUCAUCCUGAAAUGGGGCAUGUUACUGAGCUUCUCGAUACAUCACCAUCGGAUACGACACCGACUCUCAGGCAAGAACUCGAGGCCAACCCUCAUGAACGGAUGAUGAAGAUAAUAAACGACCAUAAUGCAAACAACCCUCUUGAUUUACCAGACGCAACCGAUCUUGUCAAUAAUGCUCCGAAUACCUUGAGCAACGACCAGAGGAGCAAACUGGUCAACCUAAUGGCAGCACGAUCGACAUCUUCCGCAGUGCCAAACGUACCUGCUGUGUCUGAUCCUUUACCUAAAAGACCUGCCCCUCCUACCUCCUCAGCCGCCCCUCCCCCAGUGCAAGAUAAUAGCCCCGUAGCGCCAUCGCUCUCACCAAUCAUGCGGUCACCGACUAUGCCAGCGCCAUCCCUGCAACAUAUCAGCACGAACCAGAAUGAACUUGAACAACUCAAACGGCUACAGAGUGAACAGGAUGCAAAGAUUCACGAGCUAAGCGGCAUUUUGGGGCCAUUAAGUCCAAAUGGACACAUUCCCGGCAUAGACGAUGGAAAUGAAGCCUAUUUCGACGCUCCACCUGUCGAUUUGGACCAGUUUUUUGAUAGCAAUGCCUUCCUGAACGAUGCUCACUUUGGAGACGGAAAUGAUUUCAACUUCAACCUCGAUGCAGAUGGACUUCCCAACGGACUUGAUGCAUCAAAUCAUAAGUUUGAUACUCCAAGUCCUGCGGGGACCGAGGAGAUUCAUCGAGACGACCUUGGUUUGAACGGUAGCCCUAAUCACGAGAGUAAGAGACGGCGCAUGGGUUGA